Chara braunii is the source of this 2382-nucleotide messenger RNA. The record is from the annotation of a GenBank genome assembly. NCBI's taxonomy places the organism in Eukaryota, Viridiplantae, Streptophyta, Charophyceae, Charales, Characeae.
GGCAGCACCGGUAGUUCUGCACUGAUCGCAGUCCCAAAUGCAGGGACUUCAACCCAAAACGCCACAGUCCUUACUGGCGUUCAGUACAGCGGUCCCAUGGUGGACAAGCGGGCGGCCACGCUGCCGUCCAAGUACGACGGGAAGGCAGACAUCACCUCUUGGAUUAGUUCCAUGCGGUCAUACUUCGAGGUCAUGCGGACACCGCAGGAGGACCGAAGUAUGAUCAUGGGAACUAAUACCGAGCCUGCCGUACGAAACCACAUUGAGCUCCAAGCUGUUGCUGCAGGCUAUGCACGCAUAGACCUGACUGAUUGGCUGAAGGUCACCCCUGUUCGCACCCUUGAGGAUCUUCUCCUUGACCGGUAUCAGGAUAAACAUGCUGCGCUCAAGGCUAGACUGAAGCUUGAGGCCCUCAAGGGCCAAACAUGGAGAUCAUCCAUGCAGGCUUUGGGACAGCACCUGACUGAUGAGGAUGAUCCUCCACCAGAAAUCCCAGCGAACAUUCGCCAUAUGUUAGAUCGAUUUCCUGAGGUAUUGGCUGAGCCCCGCGGAGUUCCCGAGCGUCCAAUCAAGCACAAAAUCGAGAUAAUAGAGGGAAGCGUUCCUCCAAAGGGCUGCGUCUACAGUAUGGGACAAGGCGAGUUGGAGGAGCUGCGGAGACAAAUUGAUGACAUGAUUGAUCGUGGAUGGAUUAGGCGUAGCGAGUCUGAGUUCGGCGCACCUGUUUUGUUUGUGCCGAAGAAAGGUGGCAAACUCCGGAUGAGCAUUGAUUAUCGUGGUUUGAACCGAAUCACAAGGAAGAAUGCCUACCCUUUGCCUCGUAUAGAUGAUCUGUUGGAUGCGGCCGGUGGAUGCAAAGUCUUCUCCAAGAUCGACCUCAAGUCUGGCUACCACCAGAUUGAAGUUGAUCCGAGCGACCAGCACAAAACUGCGUUCAAGACACGUGAUGGACUGUACGAAUUCAUCGUUAUGCCCUUCGGCCUUACGAACGCACCAGCCACAUUUCAAUCCCUCAUGGAUAAGGUACUCCGCCACCAACUUAACAAGUUUGUGGUUGUGUAUCUUGAUGACAUUUUGAUUUUCAGCAAGUCAAUGGAGGAGCACGUCAAGCAUCUCGAGGAGGUCUUGCAAGUCCUCAAAGAUGCUCAACUGCACCUCAACUUGGAGAAAUCUGAGUUUGGCAGGGACAGCGUUAUCUACCUUGGGCACCGGUUGUCUGCAAGCGGUCUUGAGCCGGAGGCAACCAAGGUUGAGGUCAUCCGCAACUGGCCUCAACCGGCGAAUGUACGCGAGCUGCGUUCUUUUCUUGGUUUGGCUUCUUACUACCGGAAGUUUGUGCCUAAGUUCUAUGUCAUUGCUCACCCACUCUCACGCCUGACUAGUAAGAAUGUUGCCUAUGCGUGGUGUGAAAAGUAUGAGACUGCGUUCCAAGCCUUGAAAGAGGCUUUGGUGAGUCAUCCUGUGCUCCGCAUUGCGAAUCCCAACCUCACGUUCGUAGUCACUACAGACGCGAGCCAGUUUGGGAUUGGUGCAGUGCUGCAACAAGAUGAUGGUGAUGGUCUGUGUCCGCUUGAAUAUUACAGCAAACGCAUGCCCAGCCACAAGGUAGCCACUUCCACAUACAUGCGGGAGCUCUACGCCUUGCGCGAGGCGCUCACGCAUUGGAAGCACUACCUCUUGGGUCGCCACUUCAAGGUCUAUUCAGAUCAUCAGACCUUGCAAUGGAUUAAGACACAAACUGAUCUCUCUCCAACUCUGACCCGCUGGCUGCAUGACAUUGAUAUUUUCAACUUUGAACUAAAACAUAAGAAAGGUUGCUAUAAUCGUGUUGUUGAUGCUUUGUCGCGCCAUCCCGAGUAUUUGACUUGCCUUGUGGGCUCGUACGACCUCCGGAGGAAACUGAAGGAGGAUCUGGUCGAGCACACUGCCAAGGAUCCAGACCUUAGUCCCAUCCUUGAGCAGCUCAAGGCUGACCCCAACAGUCAGCCUGAUUUUCAUGAAUGAAACGGUCAAGUAACGCUGACAAUAGACGAUGAUGAUGAUGAUGAUGAUGAGGAUGAUGAUGAGGAGGAGGAGGAUGAUGAGGAUGAUGAGGAUGACGAUGAUGAUGAUGAUGAUGAUGAGGAGGAGGAGGAGGAGGAGGAGGAGGAUGGAUAAAGAAGAGGAGGAUGAAAACGAGUGGAGGAAAAGGAUUGGAGGUGGAGGAGGAGGAUGAGGAGGAUGGUGACGAUGAUGAUGCGGAGGAGGAGGAGGAGGAGGAGGAUUGAUGAUGAUGAUGACGAUGAUGAUGAUGAGGAGGAGGAGGAGGAGGAUGGAUAAGGAAGAGGAGGAUGAAAACGAGUGGAGGAAAAGGAUUGGAGGUGGCCGUGUUGCCAAGCAAAG